AUGUUAUCCAAACAAUUAAGAGGAUUAUCUAUUCUUAGGAAUUAUCGUGCUAGAUGUUCGCUUAUUAAUGGUGUCCGUCAAAUUUCUAGCGGAAAUUCACCAUUAUCAGCUACCACUUCGGAUGCAAGCGGAGUCCAUACCGCAACUAUUGUUGAACCACCUGUUGCAGCUCCACCCUCUGGAUCAACGAUUACUUUAAAGAGUGCUGGUAGAGAUGACUCUAAAUUCGGUACCAGACCCAUCUACUUGGAUGUUCAGGCCACUACCCCCACUGACCCAAGAGUUCUUGACAAAAUGUUAGAAUUUUAUACUGGAUUGUAUGGUAAUCCGCAUUCCUCUACGCAUUCUUAUGGGUGGGAAACGGAAAAGGAAGUCGAAAAGGCACGUAAGUAUGUUGCUGAUGUUAUUAAAGCUGAUCCAAAAGAAAUUAUAUUCACUUCAGGUGCUACAGAAUCUAAUAAUAUGGCAGUCAAGGGUGUCCCACGUUUUUAUAAAAAUACUAAGAAGCAUAUUAUCACGACCCAGACCGAACACAAGUGUGUUUUGGAUUCUGCAAGACAUAUGCAAGACGAAGGAUUUGAAGUCACAUACUUACCUGUCAAUGAAGAAGGUUUAAUUAGCUUAGAUGAUUUGCGCAAAAGUAUCCGUAAAGAUACUUCAUUAGUGUCUAUUAUGGCUGUUAACAAUGAAAUUGGUGUUGUUCAACCUUUGAAGGAAAUUGGUAAGAUUUGUAGAGAAAACAAAAUUUUCUUCCACACGGAUGCAGCCCAAGCUUACGGUAAAAUUGACAUUGAUGUUAACGAAAUGAACAUUGAUUUAAUGUCAAUAUCUUCUCACAAGAUUUACGGACCUAAAGGUAUUGGUGCGUGUUACGUUAGAAGACGUCCAAGAGUGAGAUUAGACCCAAUCAUUACCGGUGGUGGACAAGAAAGAGGUUUAAGAUCUGGUACAUUAGCUCCACCAUUAGUCGCUGGUUUCGGUGAAGCCUCUAGACUUAUGAAGGAAGAAAUGAAAUAUGAUCAAGCAUAUAUUCAUAGACUUUCGGAGAAAUUGAAGGCCGGUUUAUUAGCUAUCCCUUCAACUCAGUUUAAUGGAUGUUUGUCCGACCCUGAUUCCCAAUACCCCGGUUGUGUUAAUGUCUCAUUUGCCUACAUUGAGGGUGAAUCUUUGUUGAUGGCAUUAAAGGACAUUGCUUUAUCUUCAGGUUCAGCUUGUACCUCUGCAUCAUUGGAACCAUCUUAUGUCUUACAUGCUUUGGGUGCUGAUGAUGCAUUGGCGCAUUCUUCUAUUAGAUUCGGCAUUGGUAGAUUUACAACAGAAGAGGAAGUCGACUACGUUAUCAAGGCUAUUACUGAAAGGGUGGAAUUUUUAAGAAAAAUGUCUCCAUUAUGGGAAAUGGUUCAAGAAGGAAUCGAUUUGGAUUCUAUUGAAUGGAGUGGUCAUUGA
This is a messenger RNA of Debaryomyces fabryi, 1446 nucleotides long. It is a transcript of the gene SPL1, whose product is annotated as Spl1p. Lineage: Eukaryota; Fungi; Ascomycota; Pichiomycetes; Serinales; Debaryomycetaceae. Gene Ontology annotation, biological process: [2Fe-2S] cluster assembly. Gene Ontology annotation, molecular function: pyridoxal phosphate binding; cysteine desulfurase activity. The record is from RefSeq and is a predicted model, not a curated record. The transcript has 2 exons. Bases 1 to 1446 code for a protein of 481 amino acids. Gene Ontology annotation, cellular component: cytosol; mitochondrion; nucleus.